UGCAGGUCUGGUAACGGGGUCUGCCAGCGAGCGCCGCUCUCUUGCUCCGUGCGUCUGUUCAUUCCGAUGGGUGACAGCAUCUCUGGCCAUCUGCUUCUCGACAGGGUGUGAUUUCUGCUCGGACAACACCCUGAACUCAAUUGCACCCUCCACUUCAAAACUCCUUCGGGUGACCGCGAACUCUGACCUCCUGCGCGGUGACAUGCGGAGCUUCGGAGACAACAAGUGGUGCUGACAAUUUUGUGUAUUUUGACUGAACAGUUUCUUGGACGAGAUGAAGGUGUUUGCCCGGGUGAUGGGCACCCUGGUGGUGCUGCUCUGCGUCCUCUUCCCCGUCAGCUUGGAACAGGUGUUCGGCGGUGUGCCCACUUUCGAUGGAUUGCCAGGUUGGACUGAAGACCACAUAGAUCCAUACAAAGAUCAGGAUUUCCACCACGGAGGCGAGGAGCACAACGAGGACUACGCUUAUGAGGAUCACCAAGACCAUCACCUUCCCUUGGACGACGUCCACAACAAUGGGUCUGCGUUCGCCACUCAUUCCGGCGACGGCAACUCAACCUCCGAGCCGUCUCAUCACUCAACAGUCGGCGCAACGGCUCCCACGGGCACAUUGCGAAUCGUGCGGCCGCUGCAGAACGUGACCAAGAAGGUCGGAGACACGGUCAAGUUGAAGUGCGAGGCCGAAGGCGACCCGCCGCCCACUCGCUUCAGGUGGCUGGCGAACGACGCACCCCUCCAGGAAAAGCGCAACAAAGUGACGGUCCGCAAGUUGGGAGGCGGCGCGCACGGAUCACGCCUCAGGAUCACUGAACUCGAGGUGCACGACACAGGGUUCUAUACCUGCGAGGCUUCCAACGGCAAGCAAAAGGUUUCCACCACCUCCGUCGUCAGGGUUGAAGCCGACAAGUGGGGAGGCGGCAUGCCGGGCGGCACAACCCUUCAGAACUACCCCCAUUCUUCAUUCUCCGAAUUGGACGAAUUCUCCAGAAAUUUGCCGGACGACAUUUCCCACUCGCACCAUUCCGAGGAGGAGUUCGACCACGACGACGACGAAAUGGGCAUGAUUGGGGAGAAAGGGGUGAUUUUCGAGGGUGGAAUUCGCCCCGACGAUUUGGGAAAAUCGCCGCCGGCGUUUGGAGGCCAUCCCGGGGGCCUCGCAGGGGCAGGUCUCGAUAUGCCAGGACCUGGACUUGGACAUCCUGGUUUUUUGCCGGCCCAUUUGCCAGCACACGCUGAGGAGGCUGGUUGUCAGCCGUAUCGAGGCAAGGCCUGCGCCGAUUACAUUGGAAACGGCUCUGUUUUUGUCACAGCAAUCGGUCAAACCAUGAUCGAGAAAAAAUUGUCUGCUGCUUUCUCCGUCAUCAAAUCAUCUCCUGACUUGUCCAUGAGAUGUUCUGAAUUUGCGAAACCGUCCCUCUGCUACACUGCCUUCCCAGUUUGUUCAGAGGAAAGUGGAAGACCGAGGGUUGUGUGUCGAGAGGAAUGCGAGCUGCUCGAACAAGAUUUAUGCCGAGUCGAGGUUGCCAUUGCCAAGAGACACCCUUCAAUUGGCCAGCAGUUUGUGCUGCCCGACUGCAACUCGUUGCCACCAGUUGGGUCUGACGACAGCCGAGACUGUCAGCGUCUCGGAAUUCCUCACGCACACAACAUUGUCAUCCCAGAGCAUGGGUGUUUCAAGGAUAGGGGCCAAGAUUACAGGGGCGUUGAGAGCAGUUCAGCCUCAGGGCGGCCCUGCAUGGCCUGGUCAAUGCAGCAGUCAGGCUUGAAACCUGCCGAAUUCCCUGAGCUGAGCGGCGGACACAGUUUCUGCCGCAACCCAGGCGGCCAAGAACAGCAACCCUGGUGCUUUGUUGGACCUUCUCACAGGGAACUCUGCGCUAUUCCUAAAUGCGUGGACAACAUGUGGUUGUAUGCCGUGGUCGGAGCUGCAGGUGUGACCUUCAUCGUACUUCUACUCCUUCUCUACUGCUGCAUUAGACUUCGCAAAAGCAAAGCCAGACGUCCAACGCACGCUUUCCCUUCUCCGAGGAACGGAGGCGCUUCCAUAGGCAAAGGGAGUGGAAUCAUGAUUCCUGGCCAGCAGCAGGACUCGCGGCAACUCGUCGAAAUGAGCUCUCUUUUAGGCUCUCACCAAAAAGGUCCUCGUUCCGACGGCGGACACUCUGGAGCAGGAAGUUCCUCUUCGACCGGUGGCUGCCGAGCCAGGGAAUUCAUUCAGGAGCAUGUUCGUCUGCUCCAGGAACUAGGAGAAGGCGCUUUUGGCAAGGUUUACAAGGGAGAGCUGUUGCUGGACGGCAUGCCAACGCCUGUCGCUGUUAAAACUCUCAAGGAAAAUGCCACCGCAAAAACGCAGCAGGAUUUCCGCAGGGAGGUGGAUUUGAUGUCCGAUUUGAGGCAUCCGAACAUCGUCUGCCUGUUGGGAGUCGUUCUUCGAGGAGAGCCGCUGUGCAUGCUAUUCGAAUACAUGGCACAUGGUGAUCUUCACGAGUUCCUGAUGGCCCAUUCCCCAUUCAACGAGCCCGAGGCUGGAGAAAUCCGCAGACCUCAGCUGGACCAAGCAGAUUUCCUUCACAUUUCUAUUCAAGUAGCAGCAGGCAUGGAGUACUUGAGUGGUCACCACUAUGUGCACCGAGACUUGGCUGCGAGAAACUGCCUAGUCGGAGACAAUCUGACUGUAAAAAUUUCCGACUUUGGACUCUCCAGAGACAUUUACUCGUCGGACUACUAUAGAGUACAAUCUAAGUCUUUACUCCCAGUCAGGUGGAUGCCACCAGAGUCAAUUUUAUAUGGCAAGUUCACAACUGAGAGUGAUGUUUGGAGCUACGGAGUGGUUUUGUGGGAAACCUACAGCUAUGGCUUACAGCCAUAUUAUGGAUACAGCAACCAAGAAGUCAUUGACAUGAUCAGGUCGAGACAACUCCUCCCUUGUCCUGAUUCGUGCCCGUCUCGCAUCUACUCGCUGAUGAUGGAGUGUUGGCACGAAGUUCCUUACCGGCGACCAUCAUUCCCCGAAAUUCACGCCCGGCUACGGACGUGGAGUGCGAUGCCCGCACCCACCCCUUCCCACGGCGCGCCAAGCAUAGGCGGCAGCAGCAGUCAGCGCUCGAGCACUGGCCCCAGCAACAACACCGGCUCCACUCAACUCAGCAGCCACCACCACCCUCACCACCAAGCGUACCCGCAGCCCUACGCAUCGAGCCCUUUCAACACCUUCAACCCCAACAUGCCCGCCCAGUACAAUGCAGUGCAGUACUUGAGGGGCCAACAGCAGCAGGCCUGCCAGAGUCCUCACCGGGGCGGAGGCCAACACCACGUCAUGGGCUCCUUCCACGGCGACGGCAAAGUCUCCAACAUUUGAAUUUUUGAUUCGAGAGUUUAGGGGGUGCUUUGAUUGGAUCAACCAUACUGCACGCGGGGUGACAGCUUUGUACAUUGGAGUUAUGCAAAUUCUGUUUCGCAUUCAUCGCUAGUUGACGUUUUAGAAUUUCACCGGACAAUAUUAGGCCAUCCCGCGUCUUUUAACCAAAUACCAAAGUUAAAUGAAUUUCACUAAUCAUAAGUCUGAUCAGCAGCGAAAUCGAUCAAAGCACCCAUUUAAAAUUUGUACAAAUCUGCUGCGAUUUUUGGCCAAGUCCGAUCAUGAACGCAAUUAUAAAUUACAUGAAAGUCAUAUUGUGUCAUUUUUGUAAGUGUGUAAAAAGUUAUUUUACGGCAGUAUUAUUAAAUUGUAUGUACAUGUUGAGUGAUACUGUACCAUGACAAAACACGUUUGCCAUAAAAUACCUCUCUCGAAUUCUAUUGCUGGACUCAUGGUCAAUGUCUUGGUGUCACUUCAUUGUGUAACUGUUGUAUUAAUCUUUCUGUGCCACCAAUUUUUCUCAUUUUUUUCUAAUGAGGCAGCUUUUUUAAAAUUUAGGACUAAAAUACUCACUUUUUUAUUUGACGACUAUGAAUCUGAUUAGAAUUAUGCAUUUAAUUCCUUCUCACCAGCAAAUAAAAUUAUAUAUUGGUGCAGCUUAAAAUAAUUGUAAGCGACUACAGUAUGAAUCCUAAUUUUGAACUUUUCAUAUUUAUUUCGAUUGUGAUUAAUGUGGUUUUAAUCCUCUAUGUUAUGUAAAUAAAA
Neocloeon triangulifer is the source of this 4123-nucleotide messenger RNA. RefSeq names its product inactive tyrosine-protein kinase transmembrane receptor ROR1-like. Gene Ontology annotation, cellular component: signaling receptor complex; membrane. The record is from RefSeq and is a predicted model, not a curated record. Lineage: Eukaryota; Metazoa; Arthropoda; Insecta; Ephemeroptera; Baetidae. Gene Ontology annotation, molecular function: protein binding; transmembrane receptor protein tyrosine kinase activity; ATP binding. Bases 275 to 3358 code for a protein of 1027 amino acids. The transcript has 18 exons. Gene Ontology annotation, biological process: positive regulation of kinase activity; protein phosphorylation; multicellular organism development.